This is a messenger RNA of Mus caroli (Ryukyu mouse), 871 nucleotides long. Its product is annotated as ferritin, lower subunit-like. NCBI's taxonomy places the organism in Eukaryota, Metazoa, Chordata, Mammalia, Rodentia, Muridae. Gene Ontology annotation, biological process: intracellular iron ion homeostasis; iron ion transport. Gene Ontology annotation, cellular component: cytoplasm. Gene Ontology annotation, molecular function: ferrous iron binding; ferric iron binding. The record is from RefSeq and is a predicted model, not a curated record.
UCUGAAGACUCCUCCUCGGGCUUCUAUUUUAAAUGGUCCCUUGCUGACAGUGCCAUUUUCUUUCAGAGAGUGUGAAACUUCUGUGAAACCUGGCUAAAAAAGUUACUGUUCAUCCCAGCUGGAAGAAAAUUCACCUUGUUGCUAGAAGCGGGCUAGCAUAUCAGAUUUAAGAAGUGCUCUACAACCGUGAGAAGCUCGUUUUACGGUCGAGUUCCCUUGAUGCUGAAAUGUUUUCCUGCCAUCCCUUCUCUGAAGAAUGCACAAAGGCGUUGAACCAAGUUGUGGCUUACCACCUGCAUACCUCCCAUGUGUAUUUUGCCAUGGCCCAAAAUUUCAUGACUGCCCAAGAGGAGACUUUUCCUUUCUCCUUUGAAACCCUGGCUGAUUCAAGGAGGGAAUAUGCAAAUAGAUUCCUAAAGCAUCUAUGGACCCGUAACAAAAAGAUCUGCCCUCCAACGUAUGAGAAGGUCGAUAUGAAGGAAAUAACCACACCUAAAAGUGCCUUACAAAUGGCCCAGAAGAUGGAAGAGACAUUAACCAACAUCUUGCUAACCCUAAAGGCUGCUGCACGUCAUGAAUCAGAUCUCUUAAAAUUUUUAACAUCGGUCCUCCGUAAACAAAGAGAGUUUAAGGAGUAUCUGGAAAGGCAACUUUCUCCUCCGCAAAAAGGUAAAAGAAAGAAUGAAAAGGAAGCCCAGAUGGAACAACCUUCUACCUCAUCGGGUGUAAAAGGGCUUAACCUCAGAAGCAAAAGAAGCAAGCCUGGAGAUCAUAAAGCCAUCACCACCUCCAAUUGCUGAAGACUGCUUUCUUUUUCAUUUUCCUAAUGCUCAAUGUUUAGGUAAAAAAUAAAUCUGUUUUGCAUCAUAAA